Lathyrus sativus (Indian pea) is the source of this 1254-nucleotide messenger RNA. Lineage: Eukaryota; Viridiplantae; Streptophyta; Magnoliopsida; Fabales; Fabaceae. The record is from the annotation of a GenBank genome assembly.
AUGGCAUCCACGUUGCGAACUUCUUCAAUUGCAGUCUUGUCUUCCCGACAUCACUCUUCCCCUUCCACUCAUUCUCUCUCCCUAACCAAAGGGCAAGUAUCUGUGAGUAAGUUUUGGGGUGGAAUUGGAUUUCAUGAAGUUAAAGGAAAGUCUCAGUUUUCAGUUUUGAGUGUUGCCACUGAUAUUAACUCUCCUCAACAGAUUCAGAGGAUUGUUUCUAAAGAAAACCAAAGGCCGGUGUACCCGUUUUCCGCCAUAGUUGGACAGGAUGAGAUGAAGCUUUGCCUUCUUCUCAAUGUGAUUGAUCCAAAGAUUGGAGGUGUAAUGAUCAUGGGCGAUAGGGGAACCGGGAAAUCUACAACUGUUAGGUCAUUAGUCGAUUUGCUUCCUGAAAUCAAGGUUGUUGCUGGCGAUCCAUAUAAUUCAGAUCCAGAAGAUCCAGAAUUCAUGAGUAUUGAAGUAAGAGAGCGCGUGUUGAAAGGAGAGCAGCUUGAAGUUAUAUUGUCUAAAAUUAACAUGGUGGAUUUACCGUUGGGAGCUACAGAAGACCGAGUUUGUGGAACAAUUGAUAUUGAAAAAGCACUGACCGAGGGUGUGAAGGCGUUCGAGCCUGGUUUACUGGCGAAAGCUAAUAGGGGAAUUCUUUAUGUGGAUGAAGUUAAUCUCUUGGAUGAUCACUUAGUUGAUGUUUUAUUGGAUUCUGCUGCAUCAGGUUGGAACACAGUGGAGAGAGAAGGUAUUUCAAUUGCGCAUCCUGCUCGGUUCAUCUUAAUUGGUUCGGGAAAUCCUGAAGAAGGGGAGCUCAGGCCACAGCUAUUGGAUAGAUUUGGAAUGCAUGCUCAAGUGGGGACUGUGAGGGAGGCUGAGCUAAGGGUGAAGAUUGUGGAGGAGAGAGGUCGUUUUGACAAAAAUCCGAAGGAGUUUCGAGAUUCUUAUGAAGCUGAGCAGGAAAAGCUGCAGCAACAAAUUACCUCAGCAAGGAGUUUUCUUGCUUCUGUUCAAAUAGACUAUGAACUCAAGGUGAAAAUCUCUCAGGUUUGUGCAGAUUUGAAUGUGGAUGGAUUAAGAGGAGAUAUUGUAACGAAUAGAGCGGCAAAAGCUCUUUCUGCACUCAAGGGAAGAGACAGAGUAAGUGCAGAGGAUAUCGCUAUUGUCAUUCCUAAUUGCUUGAGACACCGUCUUCGAAAGGAUCCGUUGGAGUCCAUAGACUCGGGUUUACUUGUCAUUGAGAAAUUUUAUGAGGUAUUCAGAUGA